Nicotiana tabacum (common tobacco) is the source of this 1054-nucleotide messenger RNA. RefSeq lists its product as uncharacterized. Gene Ontology annotation, cellular component: membrane. The record is from RefSeq and is a predicted model, not a curated record. Lineage: Eukaryota; Viridiplantae; Streptophyta; Magnoliopsida; Solanales; Solanaceae.
CUAUGUUUUAGACUUGAGAAAAAUAAUGCAAUGAAUCUGAACCGUCAGCUACCUGCCCAAUUACAUUUAAUGAAACUCUUAAAUUUAGUUAUUAAUACUACCUGGCCGACGACUUCUUGUUCUUUUCUUAUCCGAAAUCUCAUUUUAUUCUUAAAAAUCCUUUUUGCGGUUCUGAGAAUUUUCUGCCGGAUGGAUGAGUCAAUCAUAAAUUUAAUAGUAUUUGGAGUUGUAUCAUGGACGACAUUAUUUUUAUUAACAAGAAAAAUAUUUCCAAAUCGUUCUUUUGAUUUUUGCAACCGUUUGGUUUCCACAGUUCAUGCAAUUUUAGCAGUAACAUUAGCUUCUAUUUCUGUUCAAGAUUGGAGUGGCCCUAUUAGUCCUUUGGCUUCAAGAUCUACUACCAAGCAGGUAUUUUGUAUUGGAAUUUUUUUCUUGAUAAUAUUUUCAAGUCUUGCUCUAAUGGUGAUGUUUGAAAAAACUGAACAGAUGAGGGCAAUAGCAGUGAGUGUAGCCUAUCUUAUUUAUGAUUUUGUAUGCUGUCUAUUUGACAAGCAAGUGAAGAUUGAUAACUUAAUUCAUCAUUUGGUUAGUGCUGUUGGACUUGGAGCUGGGCUUUACUAUGAAUGGUGUGGUUCAGAAAUGGUAGCAGCAUUGUGGUUGACAGAGAUUUCCAGUCCAUUCUUACACUUGAGGGAGAUUCUCAAAGAGCUUGGAUACAAAGACACUGACCUUAAUCUUGCUGCUGAUGUUUUAUUUGCAGUAAUUUUCAGCUGUGCUAGGAUGGUAGGAGGGCCAUAUCUAACCUAUGUGACUCUUUCUGCUGAUAAUCCAAUCCUCAUUAAGGCCAUGGCUUUUGGACUGCAACUUGUUAGUGCUUUUUGGUUCUAUAAAAUUGCUAGGAUGAUCAUGUACAAAUUCUCUAGGAGAACUAAAGCAAAAACUGUUCCUUCAAAUAUGUAAUUUUGCUGAUAAUUUGUAUCAUAGAGCAAAUCAAAUUCUUCUGUAUCAAACAUUCAUAACUUUUGAGGAGAAACAGAUUCAUCCCUUUCCCUUA